AUGACCAGCGAGUCUGGUCUCAGCAGCUUCUGCGCUAUAGCCCUGGGCGCCACAGGCCCAGAAAUGCUGCUUCAAAUUACUAUGGCCCUCGUCCUCCUUCCCACAAUGGAUUGCCAAGAAAAUGAGUACUGGGACCAAUGGGGACGGUGUGUCACUUGCCAACUGUGUGGACCUGGACAAGAGCUCUCCAAGGAUUGCGGUUAUGGAGAGGGUGGAGAUGCAUACUGCACAGCCUGCCCUCCUCGCAGAUACAAAAGCAGCUGGGGACACCAUAGAUGUCAGACUUGCAUCACCUGUGCUGUCAUCAAUCGUAUCCAGAAGGCCAAUUGUACAGCUACCUCUAAUGCCAUCUGUGGAAACUGUCUGCCCAGAUUCUACCAAAAGACACGUAUUGGAGGCCUACAAGAUCAAGAAUGUAUUCCGUGCACAAAGCAGACACCCUCCUCUGAAGUUCAGUGUGCCUUCCAGCUGAGCUUAGUGAAGGCAGAUGUACCCACAGUAUCCCCUCAGGAGGCCACACUUGUUGCACUGGUGAGCAGUCUGCUCAUGGUGUUUACCCUGGCCUUCCUGGGGCUCUUCUUCCUCUACUGCAAGCAGUUCUUCAACAGACAUUGCCAGCGUGGUAAGGGAAGUUCGCUUCAGUAUGAGGCUGGUGAGACAGCAGAGGAGGAAUCUCUCUUCCCCAUACCACCUGGCCAGAAGACCAGCCCUGAGUCCCCACUGAGUGAAAGCAUAUUUGAGACCCAGCCACUUAAUUCCAUCCUAGAUGACAACGGCAGCUCAACUCAUGGCUUCCCUAUACAAGAAUCUUUUACCUUGGCCUCCUGUGCCUCAGAGAGCCACUCCCACUGGGUCCACACUCCCAUUGAGUGCACAGAGCUGGACCUGCGAAAGUUUUCCAGUUCUGCUUCCUAUACUGGAGCUGAGACGUUAGCAGGAAAUACAGCUGAAAGCUCUGGAGACAGGCCGGAGCUCACUGUGCUCUUUGAAGUCCUCAGCCCUUAA
Rangifer tarandus platyrhynchus (Svalbard reindeer) is the source of this 1005-nucleotide messenger RNA. The record is from the annotation of a GenBank genome assembly. NCBI's taxonomy places the organism in Eukaryota, Metazoa, Chordata, Mammalia, Artiodactyla, Cervidae.